This is a messenger RNA of Astyanax mexicanus (Mexican tetra), 796 nucleotides long. RefSeq lists its product as uncharacterized. The record is from RefSeq and is a predicted model, not a curated record. Bases 111 to 437 code for a protein of 108 amino acids. The transcript is spliced from 4 exons. NCBI's taxonomy places the organism in Eukaryota, Metazoa, Chordata, Actinopteri, Characiformes, Acestrorhamphidae.
UGACCUCAUUCAUCACUGCGUCAAUGCUUCCACCCCCUCUGCUUCAUUUAAAAUCUACUGGUGGUCUCAGUGCUGGAAGUGUCCACAGGUAACCAGGUACCAGGUCCACAAUGAAGAGCGCAGUGUUUGUGGGGUUCGUUCUGUUUGCUCUCGUUCCUCUGAUCAAUGCCUAUUGCUGGCAGGAGCUUCUUAAAUUCGGAGCAACUCAUUGUCAGGAUGAUGUGGAUAAGACCUGGCAUGCUGUGGGAUCCUCCUGGACCAACAGCAGAUGUGACCAGUGCAGAUGUAGCAGUGUAAAGAGCUGCUGUAGUGGACUUCCAUCAGUGACCGUUGCUGACGACUGCACUGUGGAAUUUGAUUACAAUGCUUGUACAUAUGAGGUGUUUAAUAAGAAAGACAGGAACAUUAAAUGUAAUUACAGUGCUGUGGGGAAGUGAUCGCCAGAAUUCAGUCUAGACUAAUUCAGACUAUAGAUUAAUCUAACCUGAUUAAUUAUUUAAUGGACAGAAAUACUACAUUAGAAAUCCUGAAGCUCAGAGCAAAUAUAAAGUGCAUAGUAUUUACACUUAUUUGCAUUUAGAACAUAUUCAAGUUCAGGUUAAGUACUGCUACUAAAUACAACAACUACCAAUUACAAGAAUGCAGAUGAAUAUGUAUUCUAACUGUGAGGUCGUUUGGCCUAUUAAACACUGUUUGGUUGGUAUAAUAUACUAGAAUUCUGCUAUGAAAUAAUGUUAAAGAUUUCAUAAAUGAUUGUAAGUUGACAGCACAUUAAAGUCUAAUCCAUUUCUAUUCA